CGGGAAUGUGGGCUGGAGUGGUCCCGCUGCGGGGCCGAGGUGCAGCCAGCCACAGGGUCGAUCCGUAGCGCCAUGGCCUGCAUCCUCAAGAAGAAGUCCGUGCUCGUGGUGAGCUUCAUCGCCCUGUGCCUCUUGCUGCUAGCCAUGCGCCUCAUCAAUGACAUGAAUUUCCCUUUGCUACUGAACUGCUUUGGACAACCUGAGACAAAAUGGAUCCCACUGUCCUACACAUCCAGGCAGCCUCUUCGAACUCACUAUGGAUACAUAAAUGUGAGGACCCAAGAGCCUUUGCAGCUGGACUGUGGCCACUGUGCCAUAGUGUCGAAUUCAGGUCAGAUGGCUGGACAGAAGGUGGGCGAGGAGAUAGACCACUCUUCCUGCAUUUGGAGAAUGAACAAUGCUCCCACCAAGGGUUUUGAGGAGGACGUUGGCCAUGUGACGAUGGUACGGGUCGUGUCGCAUACCAGCGUGCCUCUUUUGCUGAAAAACCCUGACUAUUUUUUCAAGGAGGCAAGCGCCACCAUUUAUGUUAUUUGGGGUCCUUUCCGCAACAUGAGGAAGGAUGGAAACGGCAUUGUCUACAACAUGCUGAAAAAGACAGUUGAUCAGUAUCCGAAUGCACAGAUUUAUGUGACCACAGAGCAGCGGAUGAGUUACUGCGAUGGAGUCUUUAAGGAGGAAACUGGGAAAGACAGAGUCCAGUCUGGCUCCUAUCUCAGCACCGGGUGGUUUACCUUCAUCCUGGCCAUGGAUGCCUGUUACAGUAUCCACGUCUACGGGAUGAUAAAUGACACCUACUGCAAGACAGAAGGGUAUAGAAAAGUCCCCUAUCAUUAUUAUGAACAAGGAAAUGAUGAGUGCAACGAGUAUCUUGUCCACGAACACGCCCCUCAUGGAGGACACAGGUUCAUCACCGAGAAGAAGGUGUUUGCCAAGUGGGCUGAGAAGCACAGGAUAAUAUUUACACACCCAAACUGGACAGUGUCCUGAUGUUGUGUUUCCUGAUUGUGACAUUGCAGCUGUGAAGAUGAUGAUGGUGUGGGCAAGGAUGAUCACAGCCAUCAUGGUCCUGGACAUUUUCUGAUGUGGAUGGUGACCCUGAUAGCAAUCUGAACUUGGCGUUCCAUGGGAGGGGGUCCUUCUCGUUCUGUCCUUUGUGGUGAUUCAGACCUACAUAUCACACUUUAUAACUUACCUACAAUUGAAAGCCAGUGACAUGACAGCUGUGACUAAAGAAAUCAGGAAGAUCGUCUUUCCAGAUAGCUGCUCAGAAUAACUUAACAGGCUCCCACAAGAGAUGCUUUUGGCCUCAUCAGGCAAGGUCACUGAGUGUGUGGGCAACUCCACCAUCUUGGAAAAUGGCUGACUACCAAAUACUGUCCCAAGUAAUUCUAUCAGGGUACCUGGCCACAGUUACUAGUUAGCCCGAGAGAGGUACAGAUACCUGGCCACAGUUACGUUAGCCCUAGAGAACAAGAGCAUAGGCAUCUCUUUCUGAUGCGCCAUCUUCCUUCCACAUAUCUUGCCUUAGGCCACCUACCUAAAUGUAGCAAUGAAGGCAUCAUUGUAAUUCCUGCAUCUCAGGAUUACUGGACUAUCUCAGACUCUUGAUUCAAAAUGUAUCAAGGAGCAAAUACUGACAAAUUUCCUCGCUGACAGCUGUACUCUCUCUCUACUCAGAACAAUGUAACUAAACAUAUCAGUACAACUGUCUACAUUAAUGUUUAGUUAUUUUUGGCUGAGUACUAAAUACUAAUGUGUUAAACAUGCAACUUCAACACUGUAAUAACACAUACUGUGAAAGCAUUUCUGAAACAUAACCAAAGGGUUUCCUCACUCUGCUUCAACAACCAAUUCCACAAAAAUGUUAUGCUUUAUAAAAGAUCAUGAAACAGGGGAAGCAAAACAUAUUUUUGCAUUAAUUUGUAUCCUAUCAUAUUCAUAAUAUAUAUUUUUAAAUUCAAAUUUCUAUUUUAUAAGCCCAAGGCGUGUCUCUCCAUAAACAUUAUCAGUGUCAAGUGCCAAAUGUUAGACGUGAAAGAUUCUUUGUAUCACUAAAUCCAACCUGAGCUUUUGCCUUCAUGAGGCUGAUUGUCCCUUAGUGUAACAGUAAAAUUGUGAUGAGCUUAAUUCCCAAAGUGCUUUGUCAUUUGGAGUCUCUUCACACCUGAUAUGCCAUGUGACACCCAAGGUCACCUCACUGGACUACUGCCCGCACGUCCUGCCAUCUCCCACAGUUGUUCUGUGCUAAGAUAGCUGUGUCCGUGUGUCCCAGGUUGCUCUACUUUAGAAUAGCUGUAUAGAAUAGCAUUUAUGUAAGUGAUUGAGCUCUGUGCCAAAUAUAGCAUAGCAUACCAAGAUUGAGAAAAACGACCACAAGGAUGGUUGGGACACAGAUGAGUAGCCCUAUAAGCUUAGAUAGUUUU
Molecule: messenger RNA, 2426 nt
Organism: Phodopus roborovskii (desert hamster)
Lineage: Eukaryota; Metazoa; Chordata; Mammalia; Rodentia; Cricetidae
Gene: St6galnac3
Product: ST6 N-acetylgalactosaminide alpha-2,6-sialyltransferase 3
Exons: 5
Coding region: 73-990 (305 amino acids)
Biological process (GO): oligosaccharide metabolic process; ganglioside biosynthetic process
Molecular function (GO): alpha-N-acetylgalactosaminide alpha-2,6-sialyltransferase activity
Source: RefSeq, a predicted model, not a curated record